Molecule: messenger RNA, 4428 nt
Organism: Knipowitschia caucasica
Lineage: Eukaryota; Metazoa; Chordata; Actinopteri; Gobiiformes; Gobiidae
Source: the annotation of a GenBank genome assembly
AUGACCAUAACCUGCCGCCGCCUCACGACCGUAACCUGCCGCCGCCUCACGACCGUAACCUGCCGCCGCCUCACGACCGUAACCUGCCGCCGCCUCAUGACCGUAACCUGCCGCCGCCUCACGACCGUAACCUGCCGCCGCCUCAUGACCGUAACCUGCCGCCGCCUCACGACCAUAACCUGCCGCCGCCUCACGACCGUAACCUGCCGCCGCCUCACGACCGUAACCUGCCGCCGCCUCAUGACCGUAACCGGCCGCCGCCUCACGACCCCGCCUCACGACCAUAACCUGCCGCCGCCUCACGACCAUAACCUGCCGCCGCCUCACGACCAUAACCUGCCGCCGCCUCACGACCGUAACCUGCCGCCGCCUCACGACCGUAACCUGCCGCCGCCUCACGACCGUAACCUGCCGCCGCCUCAUGACCGUAACCUGCCGCCGCCUCACGACCGUAACCUGCCGCCGCCUCACGACCAUAACCUGCCGCCGCCUCACGACCAUAACCUGCCGCCGCCUCACGACCGUAACCUGCCGCCGCCUCACGACCAUAACCUGCCGCCGCCUCAUGACCGUAACCUGCCGCCGCCUCACGACCGUAACCUGCCGCCGCCUCGCGACCAUAACCUGCCGCCGCCUCAUGACCGUAACCUGCCGCCGCCUCACGACCGUAACCUGCCGCCGCCUCACGACCAUAACCUGCCGCCGCCUCACGACCAUAACCUGCCGCCGCCUCACGACCGUAACCUGCCGCCGCCUCACGACCGUAACCUGCCGCCGCCUCACGACCGUAACCUGCCGCCGCCUCAUGACCAUAACCUGCAGCCGCCUCACGACCAUAACCUGCAGCCGCCUCAUGACCAUAACCUGCCGCCGCCUCACGACCGUAACCUGCCGCCGCCUCACGACCGUAACCUGCCGCCGCCUCACGACCGUAACCUGCCGCCGCCUCAUGACCGUAACCUGCCGCCGCCUCACGACCGUAACCUGCCGCCGCCUCAUGACCGUAACCUGCCGCCGCCUCACGACCAUAACCUGCCGCCGCCUCACGACCGUAACCUGCCGCCGCCUCACGACCGUAACCUGCCGCCGCCUCAUGACCGUAACCGGCCGCCGCCUCACGACCGUAACCUGCCGCCGCCUCAUGACCAUAACCUGCCGCCGCCUCAUGACCAUAACCUGCAGCCGCCUCACGACCAUAACCUGCCGCCGCCUCACGACCAUAACCUGCCGCCGCCUCACGACCAUAACCUGCCGCCGCCUCACGACCGUAACCUGCCGCCGCCUCACGACCGUAACCUGCCGCCGCCUCACGACCGUAACCUGCCGCCGCCUCAUGACCGUAACCUGCCGCCGCCUCACGACCGUAACCUGCCGCCGCCUCACGACCAUAACCUGCCGCCGCCUCACGACCAUAACCUGCCGCCGCCUCACGACCGUAACCUGCCGCCGCCUCACGACCAUAACCUGCCGCCGCCUCAUGACCGUAACCUGCCGCCGCCUCACGACCGUAACCUGCCGCCGCCUCACGACCAUAACCUGCCGCCGCCUCACGACCAUAACCUGCCGCCGCCUCACGACCGUAACCUGCCGCCGCCUCACGACCGUAACCUGCCGCCGCCUCACGACCGUAACCUGCCGCCGCCUCAUGACCAUAACCUGCAGCCGCCUCACGACCAUAACCUGCAGCCGCCUCAUGACCAUAACCUGCCGCCGCCUCACGACCGUAACCUGCCGCCGCCUCACGACCGUAACCUGCCGCCGCCUCACGACCGUAACCUGCCGCCGCCUCAUGACCGUAACCUGCCGCCGCCUCACGACCGUAACCUGCCGCCGCCUCAUGACCAUAACCUGCCGCCGCCUCAUGACCAUAACCUGCAGCCGCCUCACGACCAUAACCUGCCGCCGCCUCACGACAAUAACCUGCCGCCGCCUCACGACCAUAACCUGCCGCCGCCUCACGACCGUAACCUGCCGCCGCCUCACGCCGUAACCUGCCGCCGCCUCACGACCGUAACCUGCCGCCGCCUCAUGACCGUAACCUGCCGCCGCCUCACGACCGUAACCUGCCGCCGCCUCACGACCAUAACCUGCCGCCGCCUCACGACCAUAACCUGCCGCCGCCUCACGACCGUAACCUGCCGCCGCCUCACGACCCCGCCUCAUGACCAUAACCUGCAGCCGCCUCACGACCAUAACCUGCCGCCGCCUCACGACCAUAACCUGCCGCCGCCACACGACCGUAACCUGCCGCCGCCUCACGACCGUAACCUGCCGACGCCUCACGACCGUAACCUGCAGCCGCCUCACGACCAUAACCUGCAGCCGCCUCACGACCAUAACCUGCCGCCGCCUCACGACCAUAACCUGCCGCCGCCACACGACCGUAACCUGCCGCCGCCACACGACCGUAACCUGCCGCCGCCACACGACCGUAACCUGCAGCCGCCUCACGACCAUAACCUGCCGCCGCCUCACGACCGUAACCUGCCGCCGCCUCACGACCGUAACCUGCCGCCGCCUCAUGACCGUAACCUGCCGCCGCCUCACGACCGUAACCUGCCGCCGCCUCAUGACCAUAACCUGCAGCCGCCUCACGACCAUAACCUGCCGCCGCCUCACGACCAUAACCUGCCGCCGCCUCACGACCAUAACCUGCCGCCGCCUCACGACCGUAACCUGCCGCCGCCUCACGACCGUAACCUGCCGACGCCUCACGACCGUAACCUGCCGCCGCCUCAUGACCAUAACCUGCAGCCGCCUCAUGACCAUAACCUGCAGCCGCCUCACGACCAUAACCUGCCGCCGCCUCACGACCAUAACCUGCCGCCGCCUCACGACCAUAACCUGCCGCCGCCACACGACCAUAACCUGCCGCCGCCUCAUGACCGUAACCUGCCGCCGCCUCACGACCGUAACCUGCCGCCGCCUCACGACCAUAACCUGCCGACGCCUCACGACCGUAACCUGCCGCCGCCUCACGACCAUAACCUGCCGACGCCUCACGACCGUAACCUCCCGCCGCCUCAUGACCAUAACCUGCCGACGCCUCACGACCGUAACCUGCCGCCGCCUCACGACCAUAACCUGCCGCCGCCUCACGACCAUAACCUGCCGACGCCUCACGACCGUAACCUGCCGCCGCCUCACGACCGUAACCUGCCGCCGCCUCACGACCAUAACUGCAGCCGCCUCACGACCAUAACCUGCCGCCGCCUCACGACCAUAACCUGCCGCCGCCUCACGACCAUAACCUGCCGACGCCUCACGACCGUAACCUGCCGCCGCCUCACGACCGUAACCUGCCGCCGCCUCAUGACCAUAACCUGCCGCCGCCUCACGACCCCGCCUCACGACCAUAACCUGCCGACGCCUCACGACCGUAACCUGCCGCCGCCUCACGACCGUAACCUGCCGCCGCCUCAUGACCAUAACCUGCCGCCGCCUCACGACCAUAACCUGCCGACGCCUCACGACCGUAACCUGCCGCCGCCUCACGACCGUAACCUGCCGCCGCCUCAUGACCAUAACUGCAGCCGCCUCACGACCAUAACCUGCCGCCGCCUCACGACCAUAACCUGCCGCCGCCUCACGACCAUAACCUGCCGACGCCUCACGACCGUAACCUGCCGCCGCCUCACGACCGUAACCUGCCGCCGCCUCAUGACCAUAACCUGCCGCCGCCUCACGACCCCGCCUCACGACCAUAACCUGCCGACGCCUCACGACCGUAACCUGCCGCCGCCUCACGACCGUAACCUGCCGCCGCCUCACGACCGUAACCUGCUGCCGCCUCACGACCGUAACCUGCCGCCGCCUCAUGACCAUAACCUGCAGCCGCCUCAUGACCAUAACCUGCAGCCGCCUCACGACCAUAACCUGCCGCCGCCUCAUGACCGUAACCUGCCGCCGCCUCACGACCGUAACCUGCCGCCGCCUCAUGACCGUAACCUGCCGCCGCCACACGACCGUAACCUGCCGCCGCCUCACGACCAUAACCUGCCGACGCCUCACGACCGUAACCUGCCGCCGCCACACCACGACCGUAACCUGCCGCCGCCACAAAAUAUGCUCCUGCCGCCUCACGACCAUAACCUGCCGCCGCCUCACGACCAUAACCUGCCGCCGCCUCACGACCGUAACCUGCCGCCGCCUCAUGACCAUAACCUGCAGCCGCCUCAUGACCAUAACCUGCAGCCGCCUCACGACCAUAACCUGCCGCCGCCUCAUGACCGUAACCUGCCGCCGCCUCACGACCGUAACCUGCCGCCGCCUCAUGACCGUAACCUGCCGCCGCCACACGACCGUAACCUGCCGCCGCCUCACGACCAUAACCUGCCGACGCCUCACGACCGUAACCUGCCGCCGCCACACCACGACCGUAACCUGCCGCCGCCACAAAAUAUGCUCCUGGUCUUAGACUAUUGUUGA